CUUCUAAUGGUCAGCGAUUACCCCCCCAUCCAUGUUUACACCGCUCCGGCUCUUUAUUUGCACAUGACAAUAAGUUAUCCAGCAGCAUGCAGAGCUGAUCGUAUUUGGUGUAGAGGUCUGUGACUCGCGGUUGGAGAAAAGCUGGGAUGGCCUCUAAACUAUUCGACAGACUUCGCCGUACACUGUUCAAAGAAGGGGAGCUUCCUUCGGAGACGGACGGUCACGGAGCAGAGGACUUUCCAGAGAGUUCUGAGCUUGAGGACGACACGGACUGCGUGUCGGCAAGACUCGGAGGAACCCUGUGCUUUGAGGGGGAAGGGGUCCUGGACUCUGAGGAUGCAGGAGACGCGUCGGGGCCAGACAGCGACUCUGACUUCUUUGGAGAGUCUGUAGAUAAUGCAUGUAGCAGCACAGAGACCAGCCCUAUAGGGCCUUCCCCAAAAACCUCGAACAUGAUCACCAGACAACGGCAAGAAAACUGGCGGAGCUCAAGAACUCGUUGCAUUCCUGAAAAACUCAUUUUUGAGGUGAUUGAUGCCAGUGUUGUCCAUGAAACAAAUUCCAAGUAUGUGUUUUGUGUGCCUCGCGCCUCGGACUCCUGCAGCUCUCCUCCUCCGCACGCGCUUCCAGCAGAGCGCACUGUGUGUCGCAGCUCGAGAGCAUGCCGGAUGCUUGACCACAACAUGCACAGAGAUGUAUGCCACCAUUCCUGGAAACAAAUUCUUCGAAAUGUGGUGGGUCACUGUCCGGCGAAGCUGACGGUCGUGCCGUCCAGUCGGGGAUGUGUUUCUGAUAAAGACUGCUCUGGAGGACACAAAUGCUGUGUCUUUGACUGCGGGGCUGUGUGUGUGCCACCUGCUUUCACAAAGCCAGGAGUGUCCACACAGAACAUUUGGAGCAGGAAUGUGUGCUGAGUUCUGUCAAUGACAGUGACUGUCCGAACAAUGAGAAAUGCUGCAGCAAUGGAUGUGGACAUGAAUGUAUGGCUCCAUAUACAGUGAAGCCUGGUCGAUGUGCUCUACCGAAGGGGAUGCAUGCAGUGAACCGUGCUGAUUUAACCAUCGGAAAGAGUCUUUGGUGGAUUAAUUUUGCAUAAUAAUACAUACUUUUUUUUGCCAUUUAGUGCUUUAUUCAUAGGGGUUGUUUUCCUCAUUUAUAACCACCGAAUAAACCUCAUAGUUUCAGUAAACCUUCCAGUGGUUGUGUA
This is a messenger RNA of Sinocyclocheilus grahami, 1207 nucleotides long. Its product is annotated as sorting nexin-21-like. The coding region runs from base 147 to 914 and encodes 255 amino acids. The record is from RefSeq and is a predicted model, not a curated record. Lineage: Eukaryota; Metazoa; Chordata; Actinopteri; Cypriniformes; Cyprinidae. Gene Ontology annotation, molecular function: peptidase inhibitor activity. Gene Ontology annotation, cellular component: extracellular region. The transcript is spliced from 8 exons.